AUAAGUUCACUUCCGAGUUUUCCUCUCUUCCCAAUUUUCCCCUUCCAGUUUUCCGUCCUUCCACCCAUUCUUUUUCACCCCACUUCUUAAUUCUGCUGCAAAGUUGUUAAAUAUGCAGUCUUUGAUGAUUAGUUGUUUGGCCUCACUUAUCUCUGUCUUCUUCAUUCAAUUCACUCUGUUUGUGCUUGCUCUUUUCCUCCCCACCUCCUCCUUCUUCACUCUCCUUCCUCUCACAGCUCUGUUGAUUGUAAUUCUGGUGGGUUUGGGGAGAUGCUGCAAGAGGCUAGUGGGUGUGAAAGCUUGUGCCCCGGCUUUUGUUUUCCUUAGCAUAUUGUUUUUAUGGGUUGUUUAUUUUUCUGUGAUUCGACGAGUCACUUCAUAUUUGAUGGACAUUGUCUUCAACAUAGAGAUUGUCAUGCUGAUAGUUGGGUUAUAUCGUAUUAUGUUAAGCGAUCCAGGCUUUGUAAGAUGUGAUUCUUCCUAUCAUGAAAUGCCUGUCAGAAGUCCUCUCAAUGAAGAUGAAGCCCACAUAGAGGAGUUGGAGCCUUCAACUCAUCCCACACAGCAAGAAUCUCAUGCUGAAGAGGGUUUGAUAGUACGGAGGGGAAGAUAUUGCAAGUACUGUGAUGCAUAUGUGAAUGGUUUCGAUCACCAUUGUCCAGCUUUUGGAAACUGUAUAGGUGAAAAAAAUCAUUUCUUCUUUGUAUUGCUCCUGAUUGGAUUUGUAAUAUCUGAAGCUUCAUAUGUUGCAUGUGCAUCUCAGUUUGCUGCAAGAUUUCAGACUAUUGAUGAAGUUAAAAGGGUGACUUCUGCUUCAAGAAGUUUGGCCAUUAGUACAAUGUUGUUCUCUCUGUUUCAAGUUCUUUGGCAGGUGGUCUUUAUAAUGUGGCAUGUGUAUUGUGCUUGUUUUAACAUCAAAACUGAUGAGUGGUUCAUUUUUACAGAUAAAUUGGAAGACAUAUCCAGAAUUCCAGGUUCAAAUCAUUUCGGAUGCAGGCCUACCCCAAACGGACCUGCAAUUUAAAAAUCCAUAUGACAAAGGAAUUUUGAGGAAUCUGAAGGAGUUCCUGACAGCAAAAGGAUAAUGCUUAUGUAUGUUUAGUACGUGCCUUUGUUGUUUUACAAUAUUAAACUGCUUCCUUAUCCUGGGCAUUGGCGCACACAUGAAAUUCUUGACGAGGAGUCACGUGUUCAAGAUUGAAGACAUUAUUAAGUGGCCAAGGUAGGGAAGGAGCCGAGUCUUCCAUGCAUUGGAGAAAAGGGAUGCGGCCAUUUCCUCAAUUUGAAGAGUAGAGAAUUCUCUUCUUACCAGAAUUGAUGAUAUGAUUAGUGUAUGACCCGACCUCUAGCCACUAAUUUACGUACUAUUCAUUUUGAGAGAGUUUGAACCGAUCUUGCUUGGGCAUAGAGGUCGAGUGUUACAAAAAAAGGUGCAAAAUUUUUAUGUAACGGUCCAGACUUCGUGCUCAAUCGUUCACUUGAGUACGCUAGUUGUCUAAUUGAUAUCAAGAUUCAAUUUAACUAUCUCCUAAAAAAAUGUCAUGGGUUCGAAUUCUAGGAGCGUGGUAGAAAUUUGUGAGUAAAUAAGAGGGAAGCCCUCCCUUAGUGGAAAGUAUGUAGUGAACGAUCGAGCACAACCGUUACAAUUAGUAGAGAGUGCACAAUUUUAUUAUCUUGAACAAAAAAUGUGAAAAAGAAAAUUGUUGUACUUCUAGAUUUCCCACUUUAACUAUGGAUUGUUGUGUUUCCUGAAACUCUAAUGAUAUCAUUGCACUCUAUUGAAUGAUUUGGUAUA
Messenger RNA from Olea europaea var. sylvestris, 1795 nucleotides. Its product is annotated as palmitoyltransferase ZDHHC17-like. Gene Ontology annotation, cellular component: Golgi apparatus; endoplasmic reticulum. The coding region runs from base 113 to 1024 and encodes 303 amino acids. Gene Ontology annotation, molecular function: protein-cysteine S-palmitoyltransferase activity. Gene Ontology annotation, biological process: peptidyl-L-cysteine S-palmitoylation; protein targeting to membrane. Lineage: Eukaryota; Viridiplantae; Streptophyta; Magnoliopsida; Lamiales; Oleaceae. The transcript is spliced from 12 exons. The record is from RefSeq and is a predicted model, not a curated record.